This is a messenger RNA of Saccharomycopsis crataegensis, 2046 nucleotides long. RefSeq names its product DNA-directed RNA polymerase III subunit C82 (gene RPC82). The transcript has a single exon. Bases 1 to 2046 code for a protein of 681 amino acids. Gene Ontology annotation, molecular function: single-stranded DNA binding. NCBI's taxonomy places the organism in Eukaryota, Fungi, Ascomycota, Saccharomycetes, Ascoideales, Saccharomycopsidaceae. Gene Ontology annotation, biological process: DNA-templated transcription. Gene Ontology annotation, cellular component: RNA polymerase III complex. The record is from RefSeq and is a predicted model, not a curated record.
AUGAGUCUGGUAGACAAUGGAUCAAUAGAGUCUGUUUCUGAAAAGGCUUCUAGAAUCCAAUCGGCCAAGUCUUAUCUUUUUACAACUCUUCUUAAGGACUUGCUUGGUCUUGGGCCUUCAAUAAUCAUCUCCAAAUUAUACUCAAAUGGAAGAUUGACAUUAAGAGAAUUGUCUGCAAAGACCAAAAUAGGAAAAAGAAAAGUUCAGGGGAUUCUUGUUAAAUUGAUACAGUUGAAAUGUGUUAAAUAUUUUGCCCCGUCAGGCUCUAAGAAACCUACCGUGAAUUAUUAUGUCAACGAAGAGGGUUUGUUAAUAUUUUUAUAUUCAGGAGAAAUAAUUGCAUCCAUUAAGAAAAAAUAUAGUGAUGAUCUAAUGGCAGAGAUCAUUCAAAACUUUUUGAACUACGGAAAUUUGACUCUCUCUGACUAUUUGAGCAAUUUGGAGUCACAUAAAAAUGAGAAUCAAAACAAAGAAAAUCAAAACAAAGAAAAGGAUGAGAACGGUCUGGAAAACCGAGACGAAGAUGAUAAUGAUGAAGACCUUGACGAAAAAUCUGAUAUUGAGAAAAAAUUCAACAUCCUUAUUCAAGACGGGUGGAUAGUGCCUAUUAAAUCAGAUAUUGAAUUUCAAAAUAAAUAUGAUAUUUACAGAGAAUUGUACCAGAAGAAUUAUGCCAAAUAUCCAAAAGCCACCAGUAUUAGUGAGAUCAAAAGAAAGAAGGAGGUGAAGUAUAGUACAGAGAUUGAUUUCAAUAAACUUUUUGAAUUCUCGAAAAAGGAUAUCUAUGAAUCUGAUAACAGUUUCUUUAACAAGGGUGCCAACACAAUGUUUGGUUCAGAUUCGUUCGGCUCAAGCAAAAUUAAACAAGAUCUUGCCUUCAAAUUUUCUCUUGCAAGAUUUUUUAAACAUAUGAGAAGUGUUUGUCUCGUCAAGAUUGUUAAUCAAAGAUUGGGCCCGGUGUCUUCGAAAGUCUUUGGUCUUGUGAUGCAAAAGAUUGAGAAAAAUAGUCAAGAUUGCUCUAAAUUUGCUCUAGAUUUUGCCGAUGUUUAUCUCAAUCUUAAUAGUAAGAUGGAGAGCCAAGGAGACUCUACUAUUAUCGCUUCUUCAGACAUUCCUGCCAAAAGUUUACCGCAGUAUUUAUCAUAUGCAAAACUCGUUUUGGACGCCGAAAAUUCAGUUUGCUUCACAUUACAAGAUAUUGCUGCUUUGCUUAAAAAAAGAGAAGAUAUUGAUUUAAGUAAUAGUAUCAAAUUUAAAAGUGUCCAUUCUAACAAGCGGAAAAAUAGAGAUAAUCAAAAUAUGGGGCCAGCUACCAAGAAAAUUAAACAAGAAAAUGAAAUUUUGGCGAUGCAAGUGUUAAAUGGUAAUCAUAAUGAUAGCGAUGAAGAGGGUGAUGAAAAUACCGAAGAUAUGGAUGAAAAACAUUCAGUUGGCGCAUUAUAUCAACAUUUGGAGCUAAUGGCCAAUUCUAGUAUUCCAUUCCUCAGAAGGAAUCCGAAUGGUGCUUAUUAUGUCCCAUUUUCUGAAUUGAUGUCUAAAACAAAGGAAAUGAACUUCAUGUAUCUCGUCAAAUCCGUUCUUGGACGUAAUGAAUUCAAGGUUUUGAAUUGUAUUAUCAAGUCCAAAUUGAUAGAUGAAAAGGCUCUUAUCAAUCACACGCUUCUUAAAGACGAUGAUUUGCGUGUUUGUAUUAAUAGGUUAUUUAAACUUCAAGCGAUUGAAGUCCAAGAAAUUCCAAAGACCGUCGAUCGUCAGGCAAAUCGCUCAGCAUUUGCUUAUAGAUUUAACAAGAAAUUCAAUACUCGCUUACUUGAAAACAAUUUACUUCAUGAAAUUUCUUUGAUUUUCAAUCAUAUUAAUGAAACCAAGGAAAAAAAUAAAUUGCUAUUAGGCAAGGCCAAUAGAGAAGAUAUUAAAGGGAAAGAGGAGGAUAUGUUAUUAACAAGUGAAUUGAAUCAAUUGAAGUGGUUGAACGAAAAUGAAUUGAAUUGUGUAUCCAGAAUUCAUAGAGCAAGGAGUAUUUGGGAAGUUUUUGCGAUUUUUUGA